AUGCACAUUUUUGUUAGAACAUUCAGUGGGAAGAUCAUCACAUUGGAUGUUGAGAGUUCAGAUAAGAUACAAACUGUGAAAGCUAAAUUAAAGGAGAAGGAAGGUAUUCUUUUGGAACAACAACGCCUGAAACUCGAUUCUAAUUAUUUGAUAGAUAUUCAUAGCCUUUCAGAUUACAAUAUCCAGAAUGAAUCAACACUUGAGCUUGAGCUUAUAGGUGGAGAAGAGAAGACAUUGGCUGACUGGUUAUAUAAUGGAAACACACAUGAAGAUGAAGAGAAUAGGGCAUUAGCCUAUGAAAACAUGCAGAGGAAAUCCAAACUUAGGUAUUUUUGUGGAUGUUCUGUAAUAAGAGGGAGAAGAAGGUUGUUGAAGAAUGAGAUCUAA
Messenger RNA from Macadamia integrifolia, 387 nucleotides. Its product is annotated as ubiquitin-like. Bases 1 to 387 code for a protein of 128 amino acids. The transcript has a single exon. Gene Ontology annotation, cellular component: nucleus; cytoplasm. NCBI's taxonomy places the organism in Eukaryota, Viridiplantae, Streptophyta, Magnoliopsida, Proteales, Proteaceae. The record is from RefSeq and is a predicted model, not a curated record. Gene Ontology annotation, molecular function: ubiquitin protein ligase binding; protein tag activity. Gene Ontology annotation, biological process: modification-dependent protein catabolic process; protein ubiquitination.